AUGGAAUAUAAACAGCAAAUUACUCUUAUCGGACAAACAUUUGUCUGUCUUCUAUUUUUCAUUGUAUAUUGUAAUGGUAUAUCAGCCAAUAUCGAACCAGAAAUAAUUUCAACACAAGAUGAAAUUAUUACUUAUAUUAAUCAUACAGCAAAACUUUCAUGUAUUAUACAGAAUAGAAAUCGACAACAUGUAACAUGGUCUCGAGUUAAUUUUAUAAAUGAAACUCGUAAAAUAACUGAUCUUUUAUAUGUUGAUUUACUUAAAUAUACACCAUUUACUCGUUAUCAUCUCACACAUUUAAUUGAGAAAGAUAAUCAGGAAUAUUGGAAUUUAGAAAUACGUCAAGUUCAUCUAGCUGAUCAAGGUUAUUAUAGUUGUGUUGUAACAGCAUUGAAACCAAUAUCAAAAAUAUUCUAUAUUAAAGUUAUAGAAAAUACACGUAAUCUUUCACUUGCUUUACGUUCAACACUAGAAAUGCAACAACAAGAUAAACAAGAAAUAAUUCCAUCAUCAUCAUCAUCCUCAUUAAUUCAGACAUCAUUAUCAAUGAUGUUAUUAAGAAUUAUUUUAAUAUUAAUUAUAUGA
Molecule: messenger RNA, 585 nt
Organism: Adineta steineri
Lineage: Eukaryota; Metazoa; Rotifera; Eurotatoria; Adinetida; Adinetidae
Source: the annotation of a GenBank genome assembly